AUGGAAACCUCUACUGAAAAGCUAGGUGUUUUCCAAGUAAUAGACUUGUUCGGGGUGUAUUUUGUGUAUCCAGAUGAUUUGCCAGAACAAGGUGAGAAUAACCCAAUGGUUAGUGGAGAUACAGACUCUGAAUUAGAUUCUGAAUAUGUGGAGGAAGCAAACCAAACUGAUUUAGAGUCUACUGAAUAUAAAAAUUUUGUUGAUGAUAUGGAAUGUUCAAUGAUGAUAAUGUGGAUAUGGAAGUUCAAUGGGCCAGUUCUAAAUAAACAAGAGGGAUGCAAAGGAUCUAUUGGGCAUUCAAAUGUCAACGAAGAGUUGAACCCUAAAGAUAUUAACUCUGAUUAUGGAUCCCCAAGUGAAUUGGUCAGUAUUGAUAGCUCAUCUAGAGAGGAGUGUGAGAAGCCAAGAAAGUAUAGGUUCAAGCAAUUCAGACCUGAAAUAGACAUGAGGAACCUUCAAUUCAAAUUAGGGAUGUUUUUCAUUACAUCAGCUCAAUUGAAGGAUGCUAAUAGAGAAUAUUUAUUUAAAAAUUAG
This is a messenger RNA of Ilex paraguariensis (yerba mate), 534 nucleotides long. Lineage: Eukaryota; Viridiplantae; Streptophyta; Magnoliopsida; Aquifoliales; Aquifoliaceae. The record is from the annotation of a GenBank genome assembly.